AUGUCAUUAAAUGACAGAGAUAUUUACGACUUAAUUGACAAAUUAAUUCAAGACUACAUCGAAGACAAUGCUCUCCUAGACAUAAUCUACGAAAUAAUUAACACAAAUAAAGCCUACAGAGACUACAGCCUUUAUUCCCCCAACCACCGACUUCUAGUUAUGCUAUCUGACUGAAUCGAAUCUUCCUUAAUAAACAACGCUUGUCAAGAAGUUGUUAAAGAAACUACUAACUCCCCCCCCCUCCGUGAGUGAACAAAAAAAUUUUGUUCACUCACGGAGGGGGGUUAAAUUUGUUUUUGUAAAAAAAAUUAUAUAUAAAUUUUUUAUAAAAAAAUUUUUUUUUCGAAAUUUAAAAAAUUCCUAAUUCGCAAAAAUUGGAAAGCAAAUAUUAAUUUAAUUUAUAAAUUUAUGUUUUAAAAAGCAAUUCGUCUAAAAUUAAACAGAAUUAGCUCUAGAUUUCAUUAUACUAAUUAUCGCUUAUAUAUCUAUUUUUUUUUCCAUAAAAAAAUUUUUGUUCACUCACGGAGGGUGGGUUUUUGGGCAAAAAAUGGCGAUUUUUUCUAAUGGUUUUGUUCACUCACGGAGGGGGGGGGGAGUAAAUAUAUCGUUAAUGACUAUCUUCGAAACCGCGUCGAAGAAAAAAUCGUUGCCGGAACCUUUGACCCUUUAGUGCUCGUUACCAAUUCUUUGACAGAAAAAACAAUUGAUAUGAUGAUCGAGCCUUUAGCUAAAGAAGUAAUUAAAGAAGAAGCUGAAGAUUAUAUGUAUGAAGCCAAUGUAAUUGGGCUCAUAAGGAAUGUUUUUGUGCCGAUUUAUUGUGAAGAAAUUAUUAGUGAGGCUGGAUGGGAGCUUGGAAUGGAACAGUUCUUUGAAGACUGCUUGGAGACUGUUAUAUAUGAGCAUAUUAUGGAUUUAAUUGUAGAUUGUGUAGAAAGCGAAAAAGAUAGGCUAAAUGAAAUCGCCCUAGAAGAAGCUUUUGGGGUAUUUUUGCAGAGGGCGAUUAUGAAGGAAGCAGUAAAUGAGUUGGAGUUUUUAAUUGAAAGGCAGAAUGAAGAAGAAGUGACGAGGGAAAGAGAAAGGGUUGAAGGCCAUGAACUUACUCCAUAUGUGCAGGGAAAUCAUCGGAAACUCAUUUGCGACAGAAAUGUUUUUUUAAUAUUUUUAAUAAAUAUUUUGAUAAUUAUUAAUAUUUAUUAUAAUAAAUCAAACAAGUUCUAUUAGCUUGCAUCCUUAAAACAUAAAUUAUUAAUUUUCAAAGUCCUAAAAACUAUUUAAAAAAAAAAUUUCUAUUGUACAGAAUAUCAGAGAGUUAGCACUUUUAUGAUGGAAAAACCAGAAAUAACGAAGAGCUUUGAAAACGUGCCCAUUUUUUUUAAUAAUGAAAGUAUGAGAAAUGGGAAUUUUUCAAUGAGCCAGAACAAAACUGAGACAGCAGGAGGCAAUAUGAGCAUUGGAGGAUUUGGAAGUCCUGGAGGUAAAGGAAGUAAAGGAGGGCAAAGUGGGCUCGGUCCAGGGAAAUCUUCGAUUCUUAAUAGUCCGGAUGUGCCUGGAGCUGCUAGGGCGCAAAGAAAGAAGCAAGAUCAAUCAGAAGAAAGCCAGCAGGGGCCUUUUUAUAGAAGAAGUGGCACUAAAACAUACUACAAUGAUCCUCAAUAA
This is a messenger RNA of Blepharisma stoltei, 1656 nucleotides long. NCBI's taxonomy places the organism in Eukaryota, Ciliophora, Heterotrichea, Heterotrichida, Blepharismidae. The record is from the annotation of a GenBank genome assembly.